CCUCUAUUUAUUCCCGCGCGCACGCGCUCCGACGGUAAGAGAGGCAGGAGAAGGUUCUGGAGGGAAGACGCCCAAGGCCGCGCCCGUAACUGACGCGAGAGGCAGGAGAGACGACGAGGAGGCGGCCGCCUGUCGCAGGAUCGUUGCGGCGACGAAAGAUGUCGUACUCAAGAGGAUCAAGGUACGAAUCUCGCUCACCUUACAGGCGAAGCAGCCAUUCAUGGCAUAGGAGUCGUUCUAGGAGCAUGGACUCGAGCGAUGCUGAAAACCCUGGGAACAACCUGUACGUGACUGGCUUAUCAGCUCGUGUUAUGGAUCGAGAUCUGGAGAAGCACUUUUCUGCUGAGGGAGAGGUGAUUGAUGCAAGCAUUGUGCUUGAUCCUUGGACGAGGGAAUCUCGAGGAUUUGGUUUUGUUACCAUGGCUACAGUUAAGGAGGCAAAUCGCUGCAUUAAAUAUCUGGACCGUUCUGUCUUGGAAGGUCGUGUCAUAACUGUCGAGAAGCAACAGGGUAGAUGUUGGUUGCUGCUCUGCAUCAAACUCAUACAACAUAACAACCAAACCAUGCCACCUCAACCAAAGGGUUGUAUGCCCUGCAUCGCAAAGAGAAGACGAGGUCGAACCCCAACACCUGGGAAGUAUCUUGGCUCAAAAUCAUCACGUGGACGGAGGUAUUCCCCAAGCUACUCACCUGAUCGGAGGGACCGUUACAGUUCACGCUACUCACCUGAUCGUGAAAGGUCUUAUUCUCCUUAUGGUAGAGACCGAUCAUACUCUCCGUAUGACAGGCGGCGGUCAUACUCCCCCUACGACAGAAGGCGAUCAUACUCCCCUUAUGACAGGCGCAGAUCCUACUCGCCCUAUGAUAGGCGUCGAUCAUACUCUCCUUACUACACCAGGCGGUACCGUUCAAGGUCUCCAUACCGCUACAGAAGACGGAGGUCACAUUCCUAUGACCGAUCUGUUUCUCCAUACUACAGCAGGCGCCGAUAUCGUUCUGUCUCCAGAUCACCCAGUGCUUCUCCAAGGGCCAGAGGGCAGAGCUAUUCCCGCAGUUUAUCACCACAGAAAAGCUGUUCUUGCAGCCGCUCCCCAGAGUCAGAAAGAUCAACGAGUUAUUCUCCGAAGAAAGGGUAUACUGAAAGGGAACCGUCGCGCAGCAGGUCUUCAGGCAGGAGGCGUCGUUCAAGGGAAAGCUACUCUCACAGCCGCAGUUCGUACUCUAGGUCUGUCUCUAGGGAGCGCUGAGUUUAAGCUGGAGGUCUAUAUCCUCGGUAAAAAUAAGAUGCGACCUGUAUUCAUGGGAGUCUGUCGUAUGUUCAUGGUCUGUCACUAUUCCGAACUUCGAAUGUGUGCAUUUUACUAUGUUGUGUCUAUGUUGUAUGAGAUAUUGACACUGCUACAUAUUUUGUGUUUUUAUGCAUAAACUAUUGGUUUUUA
Molecule: messenger RNA, 1439 nt
Organism: Phragmites australis (common reed)
Lineage: Eukaryota; Viridiplantae; Streptophyta; Magnoliopsida; Poales; Poaceae
Product: serine/arginine-rich splicing factor SR45a-like
Exons: 8
Coding region: 159-1247 (362 amino acids)
Biological process (GO): positive regulation of mRNA splicing, via spliceosome
Cellular component (GO): spliceosomal complex
Molecular function (GO): RNA binding
Source: RefSeq, a predicted model, not a curated record